UCUUUCCUCGUGAGUAAUAGGACGAGAGAGGAUUCAUAUCUCCUUCAAAGAAUCUUCGAAGCUCAAUCCUGUAUCAUCACUUCCCAAUUCCGAUCCCGGGUCCAAAUUCGGGUCUUUCAUCUCCAUGGCGACUGAGCAGGCGGCAGGGGUGGAGAUAUCUGAGCCGUUUCUUCUUGAUUCAGAGGCAGAACGCAAAACCAGGGUCGUUGAUGCCGAUGAAAACGAGGAGGAGGUGGUGGAAAUAAUCCCCGAAUGGAAGGAGCAGAUCACGAUUCGAGGGCUUGUAGUGAGUGCUUUAUUAGGCGCUCUUUUCUGUAUAAUUACACACAAGCUCAAUCUCACGGUCGGAAUCAUUCCUUCUCUCAAUGUUGCUGCCGGUCUGCUCGGGUUUUUCUUUGUCAAGUCUUGGACCGGGUUUCUGUCGAAAUUAGGGUUUCAUGUUAAACCAUUUACUCGGCAAGAAAAUACUGUUAUCCAGACGUGUGUUGUUGCUUGUUAUGGCCUCGCCUUUAGUGGGGGAUUUGGGUCUUACUUGCUUUCGAUGGAUGAGAAAACGUACAAGCUGAUUGGCGAGGAUUACCCGGGUAAUCGAGCAGAGGAUGUUAAGAAUCCGGGGUUGUUGUGGAUGAUGGGGUUCAUAUUUGUUGUCAGUUUUCUUGGACUUUUUAGCCUUGUUCCUCUUCGGAAGGUUAUGGUCUUGGAUUAUAAGCUUACAUACCCCAGUGGAACUGCCACAGCAAUGUUAAUCAAUAGCUUCCAUACAAAUACUGGAGCUGAACUUGCCAGGUAUUCUAAGAUAGGAGCAUAUGUUAGGGAGACGAACGAGUGCAAAACUGCCCCGCCUUGUCUCCCCUCCCUGAAUAAGCGGGGAUGUGUGGGUUCUUUAUUUCUUCAUUGGGGGAGUUGGGAGUUGAUGCAUAGACAAGUUUUCACUAGGAGCUAUUUCAUGGGGAUGGUUAAUUCAUCAAAUGUGACGAGGGCUGUUUUGCAACCACCCAUUUUUCAAAAAAACACUAUUCCACCUAUUUUCAUUUUUAAAAAAUGGGGGCCAAACGGGGGCUAUGUGUUCAAUUCAUUUUCUAUCAAUUGUACCUUUAUUUUAACACCUUCAUUCUCUUACAUUUAUCUUGACUUCCUCGUUUACAUUUCUUCAUUCAUGUUGACUUCUUUGUUCUCUGUUUUUUGUCCUUUUUGCCACAAUGGAGCGAGCUUAUUUUACUAUCUUUCUUUUUUUUUUUUGCAGGUCUUUAUUGCUAUUUCCUUAAUUCUUGGGGAUGGGAUUUACAAUUUGAUCAAGAUAAUAGCAAUAACAAUUAUGGAGAUGUGCAGAAGUAGCACCAAGCACCAUAAUAUUCCAGUCGUCAACGAAGUUGCAGAUAGUGACAAAUCCAAGUUACUAGUGGAGCAGAGGAAAAGGUAUGCAGUUUUCCUGAAAGACGGGAUACCUUUCUGGUUUGCGGCCUCUGGAUAUGUUGCCCUAGCUGCCAUAUCUACUGCUACAAUGCCAAUGAUCUUUCCACCUCUUAAGUGGUAUUUGGUACUUUGCUCCUACAUAAUUGCACCUGCCCUUGCCUUCUGCAACUCAUAUGGCACUGGGCUCACGGAUUGGAGUCUGGCUUCUACUUAUGGAAAGAUUGGCCUCUUUAUUAUUGCUUCACUGGUCGGAAGCAAUGGUGGGGUCUUAGCCGGAUUGGCAGCUUGUGGUGUUAUGAUGUCCAUUGUCUCUACUGCUGCUGAUUUAAUGCAAGAUUUUAAGACUGGCUACCUUACUCUGUCAUCAGCAAAAUCUAUGUUUGUUAGCCAGUUAGUUGGAACUGCCAUGGGCUGUGUCAUUGCACCCCUCACAUUUUGGAUGUAUUGGAGCGCCUUCGAUAUUGGAACCCCCGAUAGUCCAUACAAAGCACCGUAUGCUGUUAUAUACAGGGAAAUGGCCAUUUUGGGAGUGGAGGGCUUCUCUGAACUUCCCAAGCAUUGUCUGGCUAUAUGUUCUGGGUUCUUUAUUGCAGCUCUGGCCAUAAACCUCUUGAGAGACAUCACCCCUAAAAAGGUUUCCCAGUUCAUCCCUAUUCCAAUGGCAAUGGCAGUGCCAUUUUAUAUUGGUGCUUACUUCGCGAUUGACAUGUUUGUUGGCACUGUAAUUUUAUUUGUAUGGGAGCGGAUAAAUAGGAAGGACGCCGAAGAUUAUGCAGGCGCGGUUGCUUCAGGUUUGAUAUGCGGUGAUGGAAUAUGGACUAUACCAUCUGCAAUUCUUUCCAUCUUCAGGAUCAAUCCACCCAUCUGCAUGGACUUUAAACCUACUUCAAGUGGUUGAACAAGCUAACCCGAAUGUGAGUUUGAAUUGCUUAGGUCUCUUGGAACUUCCCGACGCCCGUAAAUAAGAUGUAUUAUUAAUUUGUUUCCCAUUUUUUAGGCAUUUAAGCUCCCUCUCUGCUUUAACUGAAGUAAAUUUAUUUUAAGGGUUGUUUUUAAUAACUAGGUGCAGUAUUUCUUUCAUUAGGGGAGGAGGGUCGGUAACUUUCUACAUCCCUCCCCUCGCGAGCUCGGUGCUGUUGUCAAUAAAUUUUAUGUCUUGGCACAUUACUACUACUAAUGAAAUGGGAAGAUAUUAACACGAUUUUUUAA
Olea europaea var. sylvestris is the source of this 2622-nucleotide messenger RNA. Its product is annotated as probable metal-nicotianamine transporter YSL6. Gene Ontology annotation, molecular function: oligopeptide transmembrane transporter activity. The record is from RefSeq and is a predicted model, not a curated record. Gene Ontology annotation, cellular component: vacuolar membrane. Lineage: Eukaryota; Viridiplantae; Streptophyta; Magnoliopsida; Lamiales; Oleaceae. The transcript is spliced from 8 exons. The coding region runs from base 125 to 2311 and encodes 728 amino acids.